Molecule: messenger RNA, 204 nt
Organism: Gongylonema pulchrum
Lineage: Eukaryota; Metazoa; Nematoda; Chromadorea; Rhabditida; Gongylonematidae
Source: the annotation of a GenBank genome assembly
AUGGUGUACGAGCGGAUGUCCUGUAGCUGCGCAAAGAAUUUGCAACGGCGGAUCCAGCGACUGGACAAGAAUUCGUACAGCGAUCACGGAUGUAUUCCGGGCAGCGAUCGACGAUUGCGUAUGCUAUCGGUGAAUGCAUCUUUCGUUAACGUCACAAUUGGCGAUACUCAAGAGCUACCUGCGGUGGUAUUUGGGCGUUGCUAG